Messenger RNA from Fusarium oxysporum Fo47, 2503 nucleotides. RefSeq lists its product as uncharacterized. The transcript is spliced from 2 exons. Bases 434 to 2503 code for a protein of 689 amino acids. Lineage: Eukaryota; Fungi; Ascomycota; Sordariomycetes; Hypocreales; Nectriaceae. The record is from RefSeq and is a predicted model, not a curated record.
AGAAAAGUCACGAUUGGAUCGCCAAUUGCACGGCUGUGCUUGGUGGCGGUGCAGCUGUGGUUGGGGUGAUUUGAGAUAUGAGGUUAUUGUCGAACCUAGAAACACCAAGCAAAGUGACCAAAGUGAGUGUACAUGAACAGAAAGACUGAGCCUUUUUGUUCAAUUCUCCAUGGUCCUUGGUAUUACUUAAUCAGGGGCAGUACAAUCAUAAUCAUCAUCUCGUAGUAAGUUCUUUCCUCGAGACAGCACCCAAAGCAAUCUCCAUCUUCCUGCCUCACCAGGGUAACUUGGCUUUCCUUCAACACUGACUUCACAGAGAAGACUUCCAAACAAACGACAUUCUCUCUUCCAUCCAUCUUACACCGAAACGCAUCAAUAAAUCCCCAUCACUUGAUAUCAAAGCACAUCGAUUUUCUACCCCGUUACCAUAACCAUGAGCGUACCUUGGCGGCUUGACGACCUUGUCACAUGGGUCAUUGACACUAGCCCGGACAAACGCCUCAGCUUUGCUCAUAUCCAGGGGCCUCCAGCUUCAGCCAAGGCAAUCAAAAUACCAAUGGAAAUCAUCGAAUCGCCUCGAAUUCGGGAUGACCACCCUACCUUUAUUGUUCAGGUCCUUCCCGACUUCAAGAGAAAUGCAGUGAUCCGAGGUCAAAACCCUUGGUCACCGAACCUUGAACUCGAGCCAGGCCAACCUAUGCUGAAGGUUGAGACAUACCUCGAAUCAGAGUCAUCACCCGACGCGAUUUCAGACCGAAUACUCUUUAUCAUCGAUGCUGACCCUGACUAUUCGGCGGAAUAUGCCCUAGCAUUGGCUGCCAUCACGACAUUCGCCGCAUCAAGAACAACUGCUGACAGUGGCUUGCAUAUAAAGGUGGCAACUAUAUCGUGGGAAUGCAUCCACCAAGUCACGAGAGAGCUGUUUGAGAGCUACAACGGGAGUAUUUUCGAAUUCUCGCUCCGAAGAUCUGACCCCGAGCCAACAGAGCCUGUGAUUCUCAAGAUCAUGCCCUCAGAUCUGCUUAAGUAUGCUACAGUGUCGCCUACUAAUGACUCUGGGCCUCUAUGCCUACGCUUUCGGGACGCAAUGCAUGAUGCCGAAGACCUGGAUGAUUGGAACACCAUGCCAUCACAAUGGGAUCCUUGGAUCAGAACAUCCAACACAAAAGGGAACUGUAGUUCCAUUCCGACAAGUUUAGAACAGCCCGGAGCCAAAAUACAAAUGCUUCAUAUGGAUGCAAACUCGAGAAUAGCAGAACUCUUGCCCUCCUGCCACUCUGUCAGCAUUCUUGCGAGCCCUACGGUCCGUCGAGUCAUCUUCGAUCGCCGCUCUCAUCAGUUGUUGCAAACCUUUCUGUGGGUCUCAGCGUCGGAAGAACUUCAGCAGUUUUCAUGGCGUUCCCGGGUGGAGAGUUAUUAUUAUCCCGAUGUUCUGUGCCUCGAUCACUUCAAGCGGCAUCGCGCGAUAGAACGUCGAAUGAAAAUCCGAAAUGAACACGCCGAAGGGUUCAUGGCUGCCCUUUUAGAGUUUACUGAGUGGCCUCCAGGCAUUUGGGAAUUGAUGAGAAUUACUCAAAAGAAGGACGAUGUUUUCAAUCAUGGUCGUGAUCGCUUGCUCUUCCAAGGAAUUACGAAUAGUGAGCAAGGGCAACUCCAAUUACCACACAGACCAAUCACCCGCGAGGCAUUCUAUGCUCUUUUGCCAGAGGUCAAUUACGACUGGCGUCUCGCCCACUUCCUCAGCAUGCAUUCGAGCCCCUUCAUCACCAUGAUAAAAGCACAUCUUGCCCCGAUGUUAGCAGCGGGAAAUGGACCCCUGGAACUGCUCCAUGUCCGGAGAUUUGACUCAAGAACUAAGACAGCGAUGCAAGAGUGUUUAAACCAAUGCUCCCUAGUAUGCGGCGCCGGAGCCUGGGUACGUCGUAGCACUCUAUGGGCAGCCAAAGGCCUAGCGGGCACGAUUGAUGAACAACCGUGCCCUGACGCCACUACCCCUAUGGCCGGUGAUAGCAUUCGAGUUCUUACAGUUGCUUCUGCAUGGUUGUCGGGAUUCAAUCUAGUCCUCAACAGAGUCUUACGCGAGAACAAUGUGGAAGUAGAUGAAUUAGCCACCAUCCAGGAAUCUGUGAAUGAACAAGCUUACAACCAGAUAUCCCGAGACCUGCUGCAAGCAUAUUCACACCAAGUGGCUUUUGUAUCCAAAAAGAAAUUGAAAGAGGGGGAGUUACCGAAGCUGUACGACUUUUUCACAAAGAGACCUUUCAAACCCAACCUAAAUCUUGCGGUGAUCGAUUGGGACUAUCUUUUCGGUCAAGAAAACAAAGUAUUUGGUGUUUAUACGCAUUUGAAGCGUUUGAGUGACGGAGGGACUACUGUUUGCAACUGGACUUGGAUUCCAGCUGGAGUAUGGAGAGAAGUCAGAGAAGAAAUGGAAAAGGUUCGGGAGAAGAAGCAGACUAAGAAGGAGAAUAACAACGAUGAGUAUUGGCAAAAUAAAUUUUAG